AUGGAGAAUAAUGAUGGAAUUAACAAUGAUAAAAAAGUUGAAGGUGAAAAGUUUAAAAAUUCACCUGCAUCAAUGAACACAAUAUUAAAAAAUUCUUUUGUAAAAGAAAACGACUUGCCAUGGAAAGGUGAAGAAGAACCAAGUGUAACAGUUUUAAGAAUGUUAGUAGAUAAAUAUCCACCUUUAAAAAUCAAAAGAAAUUCAAUUAAAGAAUACAUUGAUUUUCACAAUAUAAAUAAAAAAGAAAAAAUCCAAAAAUUAAAAGAAGCAAAACAAACACGUCUAUUAAAUGCAAAAGAUGCAGCAAUUGAUUACAGAUGGAAUUCACUUGUUGAAUCUCGUAUUCAAAAGGCUAUGGCAGCUGGAGAAUUCAAGAAUUUACCAUAUCAUGGUAAAAAAAUACCCACCGAUCCUGGCGAAUUGAAUCCAUUCAUUGAUCGAUCAGCACCAGCGUGGAUAGAGAUGCAAGCAGAAUUAGAUAAGGAAAUUCAAAAUUUUCGGAAGCAUGUUAGAGAAAUUUGGUUAAAAUACACUAAAAUUAAUAAAUUAGCACCAAACAAAGCUGAUUCUGCAUGGGAACAAUCUAACUUUAAUUUUUUUCAAGUAUCAAUUAAAGCUUUAAAUAAUCGUUUAAGAUCAUAUAAUACCAUUGCACCUUAUUCUGUCAGAAGAAUAUAUCUAACUGUCGAAGGCGAAUUGAACAAAAUGUAUCAUGAUAUGAAAAAUAUCAAUAGUAAUAGUGACGACAACGACGACGAUGAUGGUAAUCAAGAAGCUAAUAAAACUUACAGAAAGAUUAAUGCAGUCCCUGCUUAUGAAGAGCUAAAUCAAAAAUUAAUUAAAAUGCUUAUGGGCAAAUAUUCUAAUAUUAUUGCCGUAUUAAAAAUUUCCCAAUGGAAUGAUCAUCAUGUUCAAGUUACCUUCAAAGUUAAAGCAGCAAGCAUUGUCGAAGGAGCUGGUGCAGUAGCUGUCAAGGCUUUAAAACGUGUGAUAACUGGUAGAGAAAACAAGAUUUUAGAAGCAACAAUUAAUGUAUAUUACCUUGAUGAAUCUGAAGUGCUUACACCAGCUGACGAACAACAUCACAUUAACAAAAAUAAUUACAAAGUUCCAUUUGAAACUGCCGAAUUGAAAAGGCUUCCAGCGUUGAAUUUUUCUGCUGAUGGUGUAGCAGCGUAA
Molecule: messenger RNA, 1179 nt
Organism: Entrophospora candida
Lineage: Eukaryota; Fungi; Glomeromycota; Glomeromycetes; Entrophosporales; Entrophosporaceae
Source: the annotation of a GenBank genome assembly